AUGCUAUGUUCCAGAGAUGCUUGCACCCGCAAUUUUUCAAUUAUGGACUAUGGAGACGCACACGGUACUCCUUCCAAUCACAAACCUUUCGAGUCCAAACCAAAACACGUGAAGUUCGUACUCGGGCCCACAAAUCAAGAUUCUUCCGACACCCUGUCACCAUCAUCCUUAUCGUCCUCCGACGACUUCUUCCAAGUCAACCCUCAGCUACUCCCUAAGCUCGGCGGGGCCCAUGACAAGCCGCCCCGCCCGGCUGGGCCCACUAAGCCAUUUUACGAAAAUGACGAGAUCGACCUCUCGAAUGAGGGUUCACAGGGGUCUGCCUCCCAAUUCUCAGACACCACGUAUGAGUCCCUGAUCUCGACAAAGGUUUCGGUUUCGCCCAUCCAAUCCCCUCCGAUUCAGGUCAUGCAGAGGGCCGUUGAUUUCGAUCCGGAAAGGAUCCCUCCUUCAGUAUUUAGUAAGUCCUCGACUCCCACUGAGUGGAGUGCUGCCUCAAACGACUCAUUGUUUAGCAUUCGUAUAGGAGAAAGUAGUUUCUCGAAGGAUCAUGUCUGCAGGGUGGACCCUGAAUCGACUGAACAGGGGGAAUUGUUGCAAUCCACGAAAAGGCCGGGUGAAAAUGUUGGGCCCGGUUUGAAUUCUCUGGAUUCUAAAGGUAUAGAACCUUAUAUAGACAUAGAGAAGACUAUUGAUGAGGGUGUAAAGAUUGAAGGGGUACGGGUUGUGGAGGAACCUAAAAAGAAUGGGCCCACGGGUUUAGUGAGAGUUGAAGUUGACAGGGUGAAAAGAGAGCAGCCCAGAGCAGGUUCGCGUGGUCCACCUCAAUUCCCUGAGAAAAGUGAAGUUCGAGUUAAAAAUUUCAUCAAACCAAAGUGA
Messenger RNA from Striga hermonthica, 879 nucleotides. Lineage: Eukaryota; Viridiplantae; Streptophyta; Magnoliopsida; Lamiales; Orobanchaceae. The record is from the annotation of a GenBank genome assembly.